Molecule: messenger RNA, 413 nt
Organism: Mollisia scopiformis
Lineage: Eukaryota; Fungi; Ascomycota; Leotiomycetes; Helotiales; Mollisiaceae
Exons: 1
Coding region: 39-263 (74 amino acids)
Source: RefSeq, a predicted model, not a curated record
GGGCUGGUUUUGCAGCAGCCACAACGGGAGAUCCCAUCAUGCUGCCCGCGGAUGAUUGGACGUUGAGAGGUGCAGUUGCAGUUGCAGUUGCAGUUGCCUCACGGAUCGAUGUUUCCUUUUCGUUCACUUCACGAACGUUGCUGUCCUGCUGUCCUCCCGUCCUCCCGCUCUCCACCUUCAGGAGUCACUCACUUACCUGUCAAGUGCCGAGUCAUGUUGUCGUCGUCCAUUCGCUUCCGCCUGCCCCCUGGCCGUGCAAGUGACGAUCCAUCGUGCGUACUGUACUGUACUGUACCUUAAAUCCCGUAUUAUUAUCCCAUGCUACUCGCCGGUCGCGCAAGAAAUUAAUCCACCCCGGCCACCACACGCCAAGACCCGCUCACCAAAGGGGGGGGGGCUUAACAUCCCAGCGA